This is a messenger RNA of Chrysochloris asiatica (Cape golden mole), 5765 nucleotides long. It is a transcript of the gene ZNF644, whose product is annotated as zinc finger protein 644. Gene Ontology annotation, cellular component: nucleus. The record is from RefSeq and is a predicted model, not a curated record. NCBI's taxonomy places the organism in Eukaryota, Metazoa, Chordata, Mammalia, Afrosoricida, Chrysochloridae. The coding region runs from base 285 to 4259 and encodes 1324 amino acids. Gene Ontology annotation, molecular function: DNA-binding transcription factor activity, RNA polymerase II-specific; RNA polymerase II cis-regulatory region sequence-specific DNA binding. Gene Ontology annotation, biological process: regulation of transcription by RNA polymerase II. The transcript has 6 exons.
GUUUCUGCCGCCCGGGUUUGUCUAAUUGGUCCAGACGCUGCACCAGCGAAGAGCUGCCCAGGAGUUCCUCGCUGGCCACCCCCGCGGCCCGCAGCUCGGCAGAGGCGGGAAAGUGGCGCGCCUGCGCUGUGGGAUCUGGGGCCGGAGGCGAAAAGCGGAGAACGGAGGGGGCCGUAGGAGCUGAGUAGCGUACAGAGAGCGGCGUGUGACGCGGGGACGCCGCGCGCUCCCAACGUCGCCCCGGUUUGACGCACACGGCACCAAACUGUUUGAUUUAAUUUCGGAUGAGGUUAUUCUUGCAGCGAGAUGUUAAUAAAACAAAACCUAGACUAAAUGUAUUAAAUGGACUUGCCAACAAUAUGGAUGAUAUGAAGAUAAACACCGAUAUUACUGGUGCUAAAGAAGAACUUGUAGAUGGCAACAAUUUUAUCUUGGAGAAAGAAAGUGGAGUUCAUAAACCAAAAGAUUGUCAAACAUCAUUUCAGAAAAACAAUACGUUGACUCUGUCUGAAGAACUGUCGAAGGACACAUCUGAAAAAGCCUUAAGCGGAGGCCAGUCUACUCUGUUUAUACAUGCUGGUGCUCCUACUGUUUCUAGUGAAAACUGUAUCUUGCCUAAAGGAGCUGUUGUUAAUGGACCAGUUUCACACUCCUCCUUAACUAAGACUUCCAAUAUGAAUAAAGGCAGUGUUGCAUUAACCACUGGACAGCCUGUGGACCAGCCAUCAACCGAAUCUUGUUCAACUUUGAAGGUGGCAGCUGAUCUUCAGCUGUCUUCACCACAGAAAGCAAGUCAGCACCAAGUUUUAUUUUUGUUACCAGAUGUAGCACAUGCUAAGAAUCCAACUCAUUCCAUUAAAAAACUACCUACCUCUGCUUCCGUUGGUUGUGACAUUCAGAAUUCAGUAGGGAGUAGUAUAAAGUCAGAUAGCACUUUAAUAAAUCAAGUAGAGGUGGGUGAGAAUAGUGAAGAUUUAUUGGUAAAAGAUGAUUGUGUCAAUACAUUAACAGGAGCUGCCUCAGGUACAGAUGAAUUUAGGUCAGAAAAUGAUACAAACUGGGACCCCCAAAAAGAGUUCAUUCAAUUUCUUAUGACUAAUGAAGAUACAGUAGAUAAAGGCCCAGUUCACUCUAAAGUAGGUCUAGAAAAAAAGAGAAAACGGAAAAUGGAUGUAAGCAAGAUAACUCGUUAUACUGAGGAUUGCUUUAGUGAUUCUAAUUGUAUACCCAAUAAAUCCAAAAUGCUAGAAGUAGACUUUCUGGAACAAAAUGAAGAACUACAAGCAAUAGACUCACAGAAAUAUGCAUUAUCAAAAGUGAAGCCUGAAUCAACUGAUGAAGACUUGGAAUCUGUGGAAGGUUUUCAACAUCUAAUAUAUAACCCAGAUAAGUGUGAAGAAGACAGUUCACCUGUCCAUACUAGCACUUUUCUUUCAAAUUCUUUAAAAAAGAAAUGUGAAGAGAGUGAUUCCGAGUCACCUGCUACUUUCAGCACCGAAGAGCCAUCAUUCUACCCCUGUACAAAGUGCAAUGUGAAUUUUAGGGAGAAGAAGCACCUCCACAGGCAUAUGAUGUAUCAUUUAGAUGGGAAUAGUCACUUUCGUCAUUUAAAUGUCCCAAGACCGUAUGCUUGUAGAGAAUGUGGACGGACUUUUCGAGACCGCAACUCACUUUUAAAGCACAUGAUUAUUCACCAAGAAAGAAGACAGAAGUUGAUGGAGGAAAUUCGUGAAUUGAAAGAACUUCAGGAUGAAGGAAGGAAUGCCCGAUUACAGUGCCCUCAGUGUGUGUUUGGUACCAAUUGCCCUAAAACAUUUGUGCAACAUGCUAAAACCCAUGAAAAAGAUAAAAGGUACUACUGUUGUGAAGAGUGUAACUUCAUGGCAGUGACAGAAAAUGAAUUGGAAUGCCACCGAGGCAUUGCCCACGGAGCAGUGGUAAAAUGCCCCAUAGUCAGUUCUGAUAUAGCCCAGAGAAAAACGCAAAAAAAGACAUUCAUGAAAGUCUCUGUUACAGGGUCAUCCAAAAAAUCAACUGCCUACAUAUGCAAGAUGUGUCCUUUUACUACUUCAGCCAGAAGUAUUUUUAAAAAACACAUGGAAUACCUACAUUCAUCAUCAUGCACUGAAUCAUUUGGUAGUCCUCUUGGACUUGACAAAAGAAAAAGUGAUAUCCUUGAAGAACCUAUAGAUAUUGUUAGUACUAAACCAUUAAUUAAACAACAGUUAUCCACAUUUCCAAAGAACUCUGCUCUAAAACAAGAUGUAAAACGAACAUUUGGAUCAGCUUCACAAUCAAGUAAUUUUUCAAAAUUCCAUAAGCGGCCACACAGAAUACAAAAAGCUCGGAAAAGUAUCGCCCAGUCAGGUGUAAAUGUGUGCAAUCAAAACAAUUCUCAUAAGACUGUUACGAAUAAAAACAGCGUUGACCAAAAAGCUAAGUAUUUACAUCAAGCAGCAAAAGAAAAAACCAACGUCAAGACAAAUAGCAGCUAUUUAUAUAGACAUAAAUAUGAAAACUACAGGACGAUCAAAAAAUCAGGUGAAUCAUAUCCUCUACAUUUUAAAAAAGAAGGUAGUUCAUUAAAUUCUUUACAUCUGUUUUCAUCAUCAAGUAAUUCUCACAGUGAUAGUUUAAUUUCGGAUUCUCAUAACUCUGACACCAAAAGGCCAGAAAAUUUCAAAGAGCAUAGGCGUGUAGCUGUAAAGAGAGUAGCUAAGGAAUCUAAAAAGGAAAGCUCUGUUGGAGAAGAAGACUUGGAUAGCUAUCCAGAUUUUUUGCAUAAAAUGACAGUUGUUGUUUUGCAAAAACUUAACUCUGCUGAAAAGAAAGAUAGCUAUGAAACAGAAGAUGAAAGUUCUUGGGAUAAUGUUGAGCUAGGUGACUACACUACACAAACUAUAGAAGAAGAAACCUAUAAUGAUAUUAAUCAAGAACAUGUAAACUUAUUCCCUCUAUUUAAAAGCAAGGUAGAGGGUCAAGAACCUGGAGAAAAUACUACUCUUAGUUAUGAUCAGAAUGAUGGCUUUUAUUUUGAAUAUUAUGAAGAUGCAGAAACUAAUAACUUUUUGAGUGAGAUACAGGAUCCUCAGCAUUUAGAAAACGCAGAAACUUCAUUGUCAAAGCAUAGUUCUGUUUUUCAUUGGUCUGAAUUGUCUCUUGAGAAGAAAUCUUGUCCUUACUGCCCAGCAACAUUUGAAACAGGUGUUGGCUUAUCAAAUCAUGUUCGGGGACAUCUUCACAGAGCAGGAUUAAGCUAUGAAGCGCGUCAUGUUGUGUCACCAGAACAAAUAGCCACAAGUGACAAAAUGCAGCAUUUCAAAAGGACUGGUACAGGAACACCUGUUAAGCGAGUCAGAAAAGCUAUAGAGAAGUCUGAAACCACUUCUGAACACACUUGUCAACUGUGUGGCGGUUGGUUUGAUACUAAAAUUGGAUUAUCAAAUCAUGUGAGAGGCCACCUGAAAAGACUGGGAAAGACCAAAUGGGAUGCUCACAAAUCUCCAAUCUGUGUUCUGAAUGAGAUGAUGCAAAAUGAAGAAAAAUAUGAAAAAAUCUUAAAGGCAUUGAACAGUCGCCGUAUUAUUCCCAGACCAUUUGUAGCUCAAAAAUUUUCAUCAAGUGAUGACUUUUUAUCCCCAAAUGUUAUACCUCUUGAAGCAUACCAUAAUGGCCUAAAGACUGAAGCUGUAUCAGUGUCUGCAUCAGAGGAAGAUGGGCUGAGUUUCUUAAAUGAAUAUGAUGAAACAAAACCAGAACUGUCUAGUGGAAGAAAGUCUCUGACACUGAUAGAACUUCUUAAAAAUAAAAGGAUGGGAGAAGAAAGGAAUUCUGUUCUUUCUCCUCAAAAGAUUCAUAAUCAAACUGCAAGAAAGAGAUUUGUUCAGAAAUGUGUACUUCCAUUAAAUGAAGAUAGUCCGUUGAUGUACCAACCACAAAGAAUGGACUUGACUAUGCACUCAGCCUUAGAUUGUAAGCAAAAGAAAUCAAGGUCAAGAUCUGGAAGUAAGAAGAAAAUGCUGGCGUUACCUCAUGGUGCUGAAGAGGUUUACAUUCUCCGAUGCAGGUUUUGUGGCCUAGUCUUUCGAGGACCAUUGUCUGUUCAGGAAGACUGGAUUAAGCACUUACAACGACACAUUGUAAACGCUAAUCUUCCACGGACUGGAGCUGGCAUGGUGGAAGUCACGUCACUACUUAAAAAGCCUGCCUCCAUUACAGAAACUUCAUUUUCUCUACUAAUGGCAGAAGCAGCUUCAUAGAACAAGGAAACCUUUAAUAGCAAAUUUGAAUUGGGUGUAAAUUUGAAAUUCUUUUUUUUUUUUUUUUUAAGCCACAUUAAAUUAUUCAUUUAUAAAUACUAAAGCAGGAAAAUGGGGAAAAGUGAAUUACAGUGACAUCAGAGCAAAUUGAGUACUUAAAACAGUAAGUAGUCUAUAUAUUUUAUAUAGGGUGGAAGAUGUGUUUUUAAGGUUUACUACGUUUUGUCAGUUAACUGUGUUCACUCAAAAGAUUAUUUCAUGUAAGCAGUCAUUUAUAAACUGUUGCACAUGAGUACCUAUAGACAAACUUAUUAAAAAAUUAUGUUUUCUUCAGUGUUAACCAGAAUCAAGGCUCUGUUUAUUCCCCACAAGACUUGCAUAGAAAAAUAAGAUAUUAUAUUUUGUUUGUAUGUACUUAGUGUUUUGUAUAAUACCAGGAACCGCUAACUAAAUUUACUCAAUUUAGGGCAUUAAAUAUCAUGUAUUUCAUAGUUUGAGACUGUUCACUCAAAUAGGGCAAUGAGUACUAUUCUAUCUAGAUGUGUAAGUGUUUUUUUAAAAUCACACGAAACGGUUUUUUUUAUACUAAAAAGUGGAGGGAGGUUUGUUUAAACAAAUAUUUCUAAAAGAAAUAUGUACAUAGUCCUGGAAAUUAUUUGUGGUAAGGAAAUAUUCUUUACUCCAGUUGCAUUUCUCAGACAAUAAAGUGGUGCAUCCAUGCUACCUCCUACUUUGUCAACAAAGAUGCUAUUUACCCUUUACAUUUUUGUAUCAUAAUAGAUUUAAAAAAUCUAAUGUUCUUUAUUGCAAGACAUCCUUUUGUUAACAGAUUUGUUUCUUUUUAAUGUUUUACCUGAAAUUUGACAUGCUUACAGGACAGGUUUGCCUCUUUAUUUAACAUUGUAGAAAUGUAUGUAAUUAAUAAACGAUGCUCACUACACAAUUUAGAAUAGACUUUCUCAUUUAUAUUCUCUUCCAAAUUUGAUCAGCUAGCAAAACUUAAUACACCAGUUGACAUAUUUCUACAUAUGAUGAGAAUGUUUACAAUUUAAAUUUUAGAACUUGUUUUGGAUGUAAUUAUAUGUACGAAAUCGUGUAACACUAUGCUCAUGCUAAGAACCGACAUAACGGAAUUACUGAAAUAAAUGUGCUGUGAGGAAUGGAAAAUAUGGUGCAGGUGUCUUGGUCAUGAUAAAUUGUGAUUCUUCUUUGAACUCUUUCCAAAAACAAAUUAGUUAUUUUAAUUUGAAAUCAGAUUCAUUUAUAAGUAACAGUUUUUGUAUGCAAGCACCAUUUCAUUUUAUUUCACAUAGUAUGGCUAAUACUAUAGAUGAACCAAGGAUUUAUACUGGUUUUUGUAUGUAAAUAAAGUUAAAAACGGUUAAAAUACGGAGUAUUAUGAUAGAGUUUAUACAUACCUCACUGCCAGUGAAAUUGCUUGCCUAUGGUUUAUCCAUCUCCUUAUCAGAAAAGUCUCUUUUUUUAAAAAAAAAAGUCUUAAAGAAA